CCCAUGUCCGUUCGUGCCCACUUGUACACACACACACUCUCUCUCUCUCUCUCUCUCUCUCUCGAUCUGCCCGGUGUCCACAUGCAGUGACUUAAACCUUAUCGAUCGAUUGUGCUUCGUGAACGCACGGCUGUGAAUAUCUUGUGGAGAGGUAUCACGUCCGGAGUCGCUGUUGCUGGCAACCCUAUUAAUCUCGCCCACCCAAGGAUAUGACAAUCUCGCCACCACCUGCCUCCAUUGAGAUCGACGAGUAUACUUGACAUUGGCCCAUACACACAUCAUGAGCAACACGACACUGAACGGAUUAUGCCCGGCUCCUUUCUACCAGGAGUCAUUCUUCCCGUCGACCGGUGGAUACAUUGACGGACGUUAUUGUGAAACGUUAACCACGGCCCAGGGCAACGUCUCUUGCUGCCUGCCGUGCCCAUUGUCAUCAUGGACAUACGGUGAUGACAUGACCAACAAAACCCAGGCCGCCGGCUGGCUUGGGGUCGCCAUCCUGCCUCUUUGUAUUUUUCUCUUGAUCUCAUAUGCGGUCCUGCCUCCGAAAUGGACGAAUCGUCACUAUCUGAGCAUAUGUUUCACAUUGGGAAUCUGCUGCAUCGAGAUCGCUUUCAUCAUCCCUCUAGGGAUCAAGCCGGAGCAGUGCUUUAAUGCAAUUACGCCGAACGAUAUGUACUCGGAUGUCGCGUGUGCUUUCACUGGCUCGUUACUUCUGUUUGGCGGCUGGGUAGCUGUGUCGUGGAGUUUUAUCCGUACGCUGGCUUUCCACCUUCAGGUUUGUUGGGAGGUAAUGCUGGGGACGAAGUUCAUGUGGGGCGCAUUCAUCUUUGGCUGGGGCAUCCCGAUCAUUGGGUUGACUGUCAUGCUGUGCUUGACGGGGGUGUCCUACCGAUUCGGUGGGACCUGUCAUAUCAACGUGCAGAACAGCAACCGCGAUUACUGGGCGCCUGUGGUGGCCUUCUCGGCGGCAGCAUUGGUCCUGCAGUUGGCCACGAUGCUGUACUGUAUCCACGUCUACGUCAAAUCGGUCUUCGACAAGAACCCCACGACCAACAGCUCGGGUCUCCCGUCCUACAGUGCCAGCGUGCGCACCAUGACCGCCCGGCAGGCCUACCGCCGCGUGCGCCGCGUCAUCCAGCUGCAGUGGCGGAGUGUCACCUUGAUCCUCAUCAUCAUCGGCAACGUCAUCUUCUUCGCGGUGGUCUUCAUCAAGAUGGACAACAAACUGGCCAUGACCCCCGCCAACGCCGAGCUCUUCCUCCCCUGGGUGGCAUGCCUGGUCGCCACGGAGGGCGACAAGCAGAAGUGUUUCUCGGAGGUGAAGCACGUGCUGCCCAACCAGGCCACCCUCCUGGCGGUGCUCAUUCUUCUGUCGCUGGUGGGCUUCUGGAACUUCAUUCUGUUCGCGAGACCAUCGAUGUUCCAGGGAUGGGCCGACCUCUUCAAGACGAAAGUCACGCACCCCAACGAGUUCGUCUCCGCGGACGCCCGCCGCACGCCGGACUCGCGCGCCUACGAGAUGCUCGACAGCUCCGGGGUGCCGCCCGCCUUCAAGACGCCGGAGCCGGUGAUCCGGUCCCCCAGCCCAGCGCGCACCUCCGGGGCCCGGAGCCCCGAGCACGACAGCUACGGCCAGGAGGCGCGCUACGUGAGCCCGACGAUGAGCUUCUCGUCGCCUCGCCCGCCUAGCGCGUCGCAGAACCACGUACGCGAGUGGGAUCCGCAAGCGACAUUUGCGCCGGCACACCCACGUAAUGGAUCCCAGUGACGCUAACUUGUUUGAGCAUGGAGGAUUUUUUUUCUUUUCGGUUGGGUUGGAUUACAUUGGAGCAUUGCGUCAAGAGAAAAGAAAAAAGUGGCUGAUGUAUAUUUUGUAUGAACUGCAUAUGUUUGUUACGGCUGUACUUAUACCCCGGAUGAUUUUGAAUUGGUUUCCGCUAUCACUGUUCAC
Molecule: messenger RNA, 1954 nt
Organism: Aspergillus japonicus CBS 114.51
Lineage: Eukaryota; Fungi; Ascomycota; Eurotiomycetes; Eurotiales; Aspergillaceae
Gene: gprM
Product: protein gprM
Exons: 5
Coding region: 281-1771 (496 amino acids)
Biological process (GO): cell surface receptor signaling pathway
Cellular component (GO): membrane
Molecular function (GO): transmembrane signaling receptor activity
Source: RefSeq, a predicted model, not a curated record